AUGGAUUUCUACCUUCGAUGCAAUUCCCUCAAGUGUCGAGCCCAGCUGAAAGAGAGAGCAGUCGUCACGACCUGCUCACACAUCUUCUGUCUCCAAUGUGCCAGCAAUCUAGGACUUUCACAUCAAACUUCAGUCGACCGUCGCUGCCCAGCGUGCCAAACCAUCCUCGUCAAUCCAGACGAUGCGGUCGCCACCAUCCUCAACCCAUCCGAAGACUACAAGACGAGCGUGCUAAGCGGACUGGACCCGAACACGAUCAUGGAAUGCGCCGGCCGGGCCCUGCUGUUCUGGACGUACCAGACCACCCAGGAAAUCUUCUACCAAGAAUUCCUCGGAAAGGCCCUCACCGAGAAAUACGCCAAUCUCAACAGCCAGAUGGACAAGGUCAUCCACAACGCCAACUCGGAGAUCUCCGCCUUACAAGCACGAAUAUCAGAUAUGCAAACCACGCAGGAUCAACUCCGCAAAAAGAACCAAGAGCUCGUCGACCUGUACGGCGAGAAAUGCACCCGCUUCACGCAGAUCACCAACCUGUACAACCUGCUGAAAUCGCGCGCCAUGAAGUCGCAGAUGCAGACCGCGGCGACCGACUCGGUCCAUCAGACGUUGAACUCGCUCGCCCCUUCUCACCAGAAUAACGUGCCGCCUCCGUCGUCGUUUGCUGCUACAGCUUCUGGUGCUGCAGCAGGUGCAGCAGCAGCAGGUGCAGCGGGUCUCCCAAUGCACAUGCACACGCACACGGCACUGGGAUCCUCCGUGCCCCCGCAGACACCGUUGCAUCGGUACCCGGUCGACCGCGAAGGCGUGGAGCAGCUGCAUCGCCACCAGCGCAGCGGAACGGGGAGCUCGAAGGGGGCAGCGACGCAGAAGCAGAAGCAGAAACAGACAGUGGAUGCGGUGGCUAUGCCUCCUCCGCCGCGGCAGGGGCGGUUACUCGGGGAUCCGAGACAUCGUACGAUCCAGCACCGAGCCCGGCUAGUUGGAGGAAGUGGAAGUGGAGGCGGCGGUGGAGCAGGUGGUGGCUCCAGCACGCGCCCAACGACCGGAUCCUCGACGCUCCCGCAUGACAGCGUGCUGCUCGCUCGAUUCGGAGCCGACAGCGGACCGAAUAAUCCUUUUUUGGUCGGUGCGGAAUCGAUAUCCAGGGGCGACGGCGGACAUCGGCGCCAUGCCGACUAUCCUGGGGAGCCUCCGGGCGUGAGGUCCUAUUUUGACAGUACGGGGCUGUAGCCAUACGCAUGCAUUACAGGGACCUCUUCUCGGAGAGUCGAUAUCUAUGAAGGAAUGUGGAUGUGGGGGGUGGAAACAAGGUUUGGUGUGGUGUGACCGCAUCUUCCUGGUUUGUCUGUUGCUUCUUGC
Messenger RNA from Aspergillus uvarum CBS 121591, 1359 nucleotides. RefSeq lists its product as uncharacterized. Gene Ontology annotation, molecular function: ubiquitin protein ligase activity. The record is from RefSeq and is a predicted model, not a curated record. The transcript is spliced from 5 exons. Gene Ontology annotation, cellular component: synaptonemal complex. Bases 1 to 1230 code for a protein of 409 amino acids. Gene Ontology annotation, biological process: reciprocal meiotic recombination. NCBI's taxonomy places the organism in Eukaryota, Fungi, Ascomycota, Eurotiomycetes, Eurotiales, Aspergillaceae.